AGGUUUUUUUAUUAUUUUGGGCUACGCGUUUUGAUCUAAGCAUACAUCUUCAUAAUCUUUAUUUUUUGAAACAAUAUCAGGAUUAUUGAGAUGACUAAAUGGCAUUUUGGCCAUCAUAUAUGUCACAUGAUUAGUUGUUGAAAUGUUUAUCAUGUUUGGAUCAUUAAAGUCUAGUGUAUCUAUCUCCUGGUUCUGAUUGCAUAAACUCUUUACACCUCAUCCCAUGUUUCAGAGGGGAUCUUGUGUGAGAUAUGGUAACAAAACGUUGUUUCUUUUUGUCCUUAGUGUCUCAUUCAUUCUAAUAUGAUAAUUUGGCAAAGUUUUCAUUCAAGAUAAAAAGUCUUUGUUUAGGAGCAUGCAGGCCACACAUGCAAUGCAACUGUACCUUGAUGUUUGCUUGCACAUUGAAGUAGCACAAGGACAAAGAGAGGGGGUGAGGUAGGUGGUAGGUCUUUAGUUCUCAGAGAACAUGGAUGAUACAACCCCUGGAGUGGUGGACAAACAGGUGCUGUGAAAAUGAUUUGAGGGCCAGUAAUGAGAGAGUGAAUCCAUCCGCCGAGGAGGAGGAGGAGGAGGAGGAGAAGCAGGUGUGGCUUUAAAGAGGGAGAAAUCUUUGGAUGGACCAGCGACUGCGUGUCAUUUAAUGUGCCCUCACCCACUCAUAUUCACACGUUUGCCUCACUUGCGUACUCCCUCAGCACGUUCGAGAUAUCGAGAAUCGACAACAGUAAUAGCCAAGGAGAAGGAGAGGGGAGGUUGGUCUUUGGGAUAAGGGAGGUAUCUCUUCUUUCUCCCAUCAACACAUAUUUGUUGUCGUUGGAAAGCAUUGGAAAAAGCGCGCCUUCCUUGAGAGGGCAGGCUGUCCCUCCUUUUAUUUUACUGCGCAACAACGACAGCAGCAGCGGGCAGGCAGACGGGGCCAAGCUUUGCCCUCUCUUCCUGAGACCACCGCAGCAGCACUGCGAGCGAUCCCCCCGGACCAAGCCAAGCCCACCUACCGGAGGCGCAGAUCUCUACCCCGCAAUUAAAUCUCUCGACAUCUCUCCCGUCUCCCCAGCCCCCCAUGAUUGGGGUCGCGGCGGAGGGCCGGUGGUGAUCCCUCCGUCUCUCAAGAUUCCGCCUUUACCUCGUGGGCUGUCGCGGGCGAUGACUUGAUCCCGGGGGUUUCCUUGGAGCAGGGAACAUGAAGUCAGGCUACAAAAAGGCUUGGAAAUCCCUGUUACCUCUUCGGCUAAAUAAGAGAUCUUCCAAUCGGUUUUGUAUGUUCUCAAAGGUUCGAUCGGCCAGCAGAACAUCAGGAAAUGCACCUGUUUAUCUAAAUGUGUAUGACUUGACACCAAUUAAUGGCUAUAUGUACUGGGCAGGCCUUGGGAUAUUUCACACAGGUGUUGAAGUUCAUGGGGUGGAAUAUGCAUUUGGCGCACAUGACUAUCCAACAAGUGGAGUCUUUGAGGUUGAGCCUCAUCAAUGUCCAGGAUUCAGGUUCAGGAAAUCAAUAUUCAUGGGUACAACAUGUUUAGACCCAUUUCAGGUUCGAGAGUUCAUGGAAAUUCAGUCUGUAAAUUAUUAUGGAGACACCUACCACUUGAUCACGAAGAACUGCAACCAUUUCUGCCAAGAUAUCUGUUUUAACUUGACUGGUAACUCAAUUCCAAAAUGGGUGAACCGACUUGCUAGGAUAGGUUCCCUCUGCAACUGCCUACUGCCCGAAGCCCUUAAGAUAACUGCUGUUCAACAUGACCCAGUUCCGCAAACCAAGGAUGGUGAGAGGAGGAAGCUGAGGAGUGCUUUCAGUUGUCUGUCCUCGAUUUCUAUGCGUCAGAAACGCUUCUCUGCUGCUUCUCUGUUAUCACCUCCAUUUAGAAGUGCCUUUCAUAUUGGGAGUUAGGUCUGGUGCCAUUCCAAUAAAGAAUGCCUGAAAAUAGCAGGAUCUGUUGAUCAAGAAAAAACCUGAUGGUUUCUUAGUUUUCUCCCGUGGAAAGCUUGUGAAUGCAUAUCUUAGUACAGAAAGAUGGCUACCCAUAAUGUGCUAUAAGCUUUGACCUUGUUGUAUAAGCUUGUUGUGGAUAGGAAAGCGAUCACUAAAUGAUGUGCAAUGCUUCUGUUAUUUGUUAGGUUGCUCACUUGAACAAAGACUUUUGUAGCACUGAUCAUCUGAGGUUUGUUGUAUGAUUAUUUCAUAGAAGCAGUACCCAAAUUUUUGGAUA
Molecule: messenger RNA, 2207 nt
Organism: Musa acuminata AAA Group (dessert banana)
Lineage: Eukaryota; Viridiplantae; Streptophyta; Magnoliopsida; Zingiberales; Musaceae
Product: deSI-like protein At4g17486
Exons: 5
Coding region: 1184-1888 (234 amino acids)
Biological process (GO): protein deubiquitination
Molecular function (GO): deubiquitinase activity
Source: RefSeq, a predicted model, not a curated record